Molecule: messenger RNA, 1660 nt
Organism: Arachis ipaensis
Lineage: Eukaryota; Viridiplantae; Streptophyta; Magnoliopsida; Fabales; Fabaceae
Source: RefSeq, a predicted model, not a curated record
UGAUUUCACAUGCCGGCGCCAAUUACGUUGGGUCAAUGUCGAAAUCGAUCACGCAUCUGAUUUGUUGGAAGUUUGAGGGAAGAAAGUAUGAGAUUGCCCAAAAGUUUGAUAUAAUUAUAGUCAAUCAUCGGUGGAUUGAAGACUGCAUUAAAGAAGGAAGGCGCGUGCCAGAAGAGUCAUAUAUCUUGCAAAGUGGAUAUGAAGUUGGGCCAUUGUUACUGGAAGUUCCAAUCAGUGUUCCAGCAACUAGAUUGACAAAAAAUAAAGUUAUAACUCAUCAAAUAUAUGAUAUUGACUCUGGAGAGCAAACAACUGAGAUCAGUUUUGGAGCUUCGGAAAAUUCUGUUUGGGAAGAUUUAAAUACAAAGCAUGACAAGUCCAUUGCUUAUCCUUCUAGACGGUCAAGGAAAGGAAAAAGAAGUAUCUGUGCUGGUAAUGGAGGUUGUACUGUGGCUGAACCUUCUCCUAAAGGCAGAAGGAUUGUAAACAAUAUUGUUGAUGAAGUGGUGUUGGACCCUUUAUUGGAUGUGGUCCCGGACAACCACCAUAAUAGAUGGGAUAGACGAAACCAUGAUGCUGCAGCUACCACUAGCCUUUGUAGUGGUGUCAAUAAGGGAAAUACAAUUGAAAAUGGAGAAACAACAGAUGCCGGAUUGUCUACUCAAAAUGAAACUAUCAAUGGAACUUCAGAUAGCAUUGAAGAGAUCGAUCAUUCGAACAAUGUAUCAGCUCUUAGAAGUUCAACUUUCUCUGUAGAGUAUCACCUACCUAUGACGCAAAUGUCGACAGAUACAUGUUCUUCUGCUGAAAAGUUCACAGAUGAUUGUCAGGAUGAACAUGUUGCUGGCUUACCUACAUCCAGUGAGUUAUCCUGUGUUAUCUGUCACGCAGAUUUCAGCGCAACAAGGGGAAUUCUUCCAUGUGGACAUCGAUUUUGUUUUGAAUGCAUUCAUAGUUGGGCUAAUCAUAGGACUUCAACGAGGAAAAAUGCAACCUGUCCUUUGUGCAAGGCAAGUUUUCAGUCGAUCAAGAAGGUUGAGCAUGCAGAUAAAAUUGAUCAAAAAGUAUACACCCAGACAGUCCCAUGUCACAAUUCAGCUGAAGAUGUUUUUAUCGCUCCACAUCAAGGAUUUCCCGAUUACCCUUUUGAGUUUGUGGUGGUCUGGAACCAGAGGAUCUCCUUGACAGGUGUGAUAUUUGCCAAACUCGAAGAAUCCAUAUCUAUUGCCUGGACCCUCCUAUAACUCCAUGGAUAUGCAAUCCCUGCAACCAACUACGGAGAAGUUACUAUGAUCGCUCGUAUUAAUUUCCAUCAUUUCUUCAGUUUAUCCAGAGUAAGUGCCAUUCUUGGUACAUCACUGUUGCUGAGCUUCUUGUAAUUUUAAAGAAAAAAAAAUUGUUGGUGGCAUUUUCUAAGCGAUUUCAUUUUCUACAUCUAUUGCACCAAUUUAAUUUGCCUUUUCAUAUUGAACUUAAUCUAAUUGUGAGAUUUAGCAAUAGUAUGCAAGGAUUCAAUUGAUUUUGCUUGUGAAUUUCUGUAAGGAUUGUUCAACUGCACGUUCAUGGGUAUGAAACAAGCACCUGAGUACAUGUAAAAUGUAAAAUGUAAUUUAACGUUACUGUCUAAUAUUGAAUCUAGCUAUGCUUGUUAUUAUCAGCA